Molecule: messenger RNA, 1856 nt
Organism: Mugil cephalus (flathead mullet)
Lineage: Eukaryota; Metazoa; Chordata; Actinopteri; Mugiliformes; Mugilidae
Gene: styk1a
Product: serine/threonine/tyrosine kinase 1a
Exons: 10
Coding region: 229-1584 (451 amino acids)
Biological process (GO): protein phosphorylation; cell surface receptor protein tyrosine kinase signaling pathway; positive regulation of kinase activity
Cellular component (GO): signaling receptor complex
Molecular function (GO): transmembrane receptor protein tyrosine kinase activity; ATP binding
Source: RefSeq, a predicted model, not a curated record
GAGAGCGACAGGUGAGACAGGUGAGGAAAGGCAGAGACGGUCAAACAGACACAAGGAUUCAAACAUCACUCGUCUCUGUGAAGUGUCUGGACAUGGACAUGACUGCAAACUGAAGAGCAACGAGUAAAACAUGAACCCUGAGGCGGAGACGGACACGAGAAUAAAUGCUGUGGAUACGAGGAACGAGCCGAGUCUGACACCUGAACAGCCCCCGAGAGUCGACGCAGCAUGACAUCCAACUCCACCAACGAUGACCUGUGUGCGGCCAACGACACGCUGUGUAUUGUACGUGAGUAUGAGCAGGCGGUGAUCAUCGUGCCCACGCUGCUCCUCCUGGCCUUCGUCGUCACUUUGCUGCCCAUGUGUGUGCUGAGGUACUGCGCCGAACGGAGGCGAAGAAAAGCCGCGCAACGUUACCAGGGCACAUCGCACCGACACACAAACGGGCACAGCCACGAACACAACCAGAGGCACAACCAUGAGAACGGCCACAGACACACACACGAACACAACCAGAGGCACAGCCACAGGCACAACCUGCAGGGCAUCGACGCGCCCCCUGGGAUCGACCCCCUGGCGCACGAGGAGCUGCCCAUGACGGUUCAGCAGGCGCGGCCCAACAUGAGGCCGACGCCGGCCGCGCAGACGCAACACGGAGGCUUCAGCCAAGUGGCUGCGCUGACGCCGUCUUUCUUCGUGCCGCAGAACAACACGGUCGGCCUGUACAGAGCCCGCAUGGACAACAAGGACGUCAUCCUCAGGGUGCUGAAAGAAUCAGCGAACAGUGAAGAGAAACAGCACUUUUUGGGUUUCGCCUCCUUCGUGUCGGAGCUCGGGCCUCAUCCCUUCAUACCGACGCUGCUCGGGGCCGUUUCUCUGCAGCCGCCGUUGAUCAUGGUGGUGGAAGAGCUGCACCACAGAGACCUGCUGGGGUUCCUGUGGAGAUGCAGACAGGACAACGUGAGUUCAGAGAAUCCGUGUGACAUGACUGAGAAGAGGAUCUUCACCAUGGCCGGACAAGUGGCCUCAGCUCUGGAGUACCUGCACGCUCAGAGGUGCAUCCAUGGCAACGUGGGAGCCCGCAGCGUUUUGGUCGGGGCGGACAUGACGGCGAAGCUGUGGGGACUGGGUCCGUCCUAUCGCAGGAGGACGCAGGCCGGGUCACCGGGGGAAGUGGACGACAUGGAGCUGAGGAAGUGGCAGGCACCUGAAAUGCUGGCGGGGAGACCCAUCAGCCAGAGGAGCGACAUAUGGUCUUUUGGUAUCCUGCUCUAUGAAAUGGUCACAUUAGGUGACCCACCGUUCGCUCAGCUCAUGGCGACUGAACUCUUGCAGUAUCUCCAAAGAGGAAAAUACCUCAAACGGCCGGUGACCUGCUCCAACUCACUGUACUCUAUUAUCAGGUCGUGCACCAACUGGAACCCUCAACAACGUGUCUCCAUGUCGGAGCUGAUCAGGAAGCUUCAGGCGGGAGAACGUUCAGCCAACGGGACGACGGUUCUCAGAGUAACUGAACCGCUCGUCUUUGAGAAAUACCUGCGGGAGGCGGGUUAUGGAGAGGCCUACAACUACGCUGUGCUCUGAUUGGCCGAGAAGGCCGCUCAUAGACACUAUAUUAAUUAAAUAAAUAAAUAAAACAGAUGGGGACUACCGCAAGAACGAAGAAAAUCUGAAAGACGGACAUCACAAUAAAUUAUGUUUUUUUAUUAUAAAUCAUUUUGAUUUUGUACCUUAAAAGGCAUUAAAAUGCACUUUGUGUUUCUAAGUAAUAUAUUACUUGUAAAUAUAUAUAUAUAUAUAAAUAUAUGUCACUGUGCUAAACUGUGAAUAAAUAUGCAAAUGAAAAUCAAAAUCUU